GCGCUGCGUCGUUGCUGUUUGCUGGGUUGACUCGCUUGACAACAGAAACAUGGCUGCCCCUGCUGCAGGCGGAGGAGUUUCACUCUGCCGCAGUGACACCAGCCAUGUAAGCUCACUUGGCGUUGUUAGCCAAGGGAGAGAGGUUAUCAAGCCUUCAAUUACGGAACUGACCAAAGAGGUCCGGACAAAUAUUCUGUGUACUGUGGAGGGAUGUGGCAAGAUCCUCCCGAACACCCCAGCCCUCAGUAUGCACCUCCUGAAGUCACACCGGAUUCAGGAUGGAGUAAUUAAUCCCACGGUGCGGAAGGAUAUGAAGACAUCACAAAAGCUUUACUGCUGCCCAAUUGAGGGUUGCCCUAGAGGACCAAAUAGACCAUUCUCUCAGUUUUCUCUGGUUAAACAACAUUUUAUGAAGAUGCAUGCUGAAAAGAAGCACAAAUGUCCAAAAUGCCCAAACUCCUAUAGCACAGAAUGGGAUUUAAAACGUCAUUCAGAGGACUGUGGAAAGAUAUACAGGUGCACGUGUGGAUGUCCUUAUGCUAGCCGGGCAGCCCUGUUAUCUCAUAUCUACAGGACAGGACACGAAAUACCACCAGAACACAGAUAUCCUCCUGUUAAAAAGAGAAAGAUGGAAGGGACAUUUUCUGAAACUAAACACCCAGGAUUUGGUGAACACAUGUUUCAGCUUGUUAAUUUGGAGCAAGAAUUAACUGAAGUUGGCGUUUCUUCAGAAGUUACCAGUCUACCUAGUGCUGACAGCCAGAAAUCCACAGCUAAAAAGUUUCUUUUGCCAAAGCCUAAAGUUGCCUUGGUUAAGGUUCCUGUUAUGCAGUUUGCCCACCUGCCAAUAAUUGUUUCUUCAGCUGAUUGUUCCGUAAAGCCUGUUGUAUUGGCUAUGGACAACCGUGGAUCUUUUGUAAGCACUGUGCACUACCUUUCUCAGCCUGUUGGAACUGUGAUACCAACAUUGGAUUCAAAAGCUGUGACACUUAGAGAUGCAACGCCUUUGACCAGAUUUCCCUUGGAACCUGUGAAUACCGGAAUUCAGGUUAAUCUGGAACCUGUGUCUUCUAAUCGCACCAUUUUAGAGGAUAUCGGACAAAGAUCUAAGUGUAUUUCUACUAAUAUUCAGACUGAAAUAUCCUAUUUUUUAAAGGGCUCUCUCCCAGACACUGCAUGCAUUUCCAAUGAGAAUUCUGUGUCAUCAUUUUCCCAAACAGACUUAAGUUUUAGUUCCCAAGUGCUGCUGCCUGUUAGUGUUGAGACACAAACUUUUCCUUCUUCAAACAAGGUAACAUCAUCUAUAGGUGCCCAGACUGAUAUAUUAAGACAGACCUUUUCCCCAUUCUAUGGAGUUUCCAGAGAAACCCAAACUAGCACCAAUCAACUCUCCUCUGAAGACCGAGUACAGAUUGACCAAGAUAUUAUAUGCACAGAUCUUUUUGGCAAUGGAUCAAUGCCAUCAUACAGUGUGUCAACGCAAACUAGCUUUAAAGGAAACACUUUACCAGCUGAAAGAAGUGACCAACAUCUUGUAUCAAGAGUUAAUCAUGAUCUUUUCAAUGAAAAGGCUAAUAAUGAUAUUUGUUUUGGUACACAGAGUGAUCUCCUUCCACAGCAUCAUGCAGCAGACAAUCAAACCCAAACAAUAAAUUUGUUCAGUGAUUUAGAGAAUAUUUUGUCAGAUAGUAUAAGUGGGCAUUCAUUGGAUAGUCGUGGAACUUUGACAGAUACUAGUGCAGACUGCGAAGGAGUAAUCACAUCUGUGCAAGAGCAGAAUACAGGAAUUGACUUUGACUUUGAGGAAUUUUUGAAUGCAACUCAUAUACAGACUCAGACUGAUGAAAGUGAUUUAGGAACUUUGAACUCUGAACCAGUUUUAGAGUCUCUCGAUAUUGAGACUCAGACAGACUUUCUUUUCUUUGGUAACCCUGCACCAAAUUAUUCUAGUGGUAAGGCCCAGUCAAGCUACUUGGGUCUUGAAAUGUUCGACACCCAAACACAGACAGACCUUGAUUUUUUGUUGGACACAAGCAGUCAUAUACCAUUAGAUAGUUUUCUGAAGCAAGCCAGUCUUUCCAUGACUGGUGAAUCUUCAAAUACCGAGACACAGACUGAAGUUCCAUCCAUUCUCAGGUGCAAUUCCCAUCAUGAAAAUCAAGUGAAGCUAAGCAGCACAGAGACACAGACAACUACCAGCUCCUUUGAAGGUAUUGGUCAUUUAUUCUUAACCAGCAAUGAGACUCAGACUGUAAUGGAUGACUUUCUUAUGGCAGACAUUGCAUGGAACACGAUGGAAUCUCAUUUCAGCUCAGUAGAAACUCAGACCUGUGAAGAGCUGUCUUCUUUCUUCCAGGAUGCUGACAAAAUCCAUGUUUGAGAUUGUGGUCAAGUCUUACUGCAUAAGUACAUAAGGGUGAACGGCUAUUGGUUUUAUAUAAAGGUAAACUGGCACAUAGCUUUGUUCGAGUCAUUUCUUCACACAUGACAGACAAUGUCCUUUUGGUACACAAAAUAGUUAUUGCCACUUUAGAUUCCAAAGUUUACAGGUGCUAAAUCUUUCAGUUUAUUGACUUGAACAAAAUCUUAAUCAAACUGCAGUUCAUAAUUAUUUCUGGCUUGUCCUUAGUUUCCUAGUGGUAAUGAAAUACAUUUUAUUCGUUUAGUUUGUUGCUUACAAAACCGAGCACUUGACAGCUGCUAAUUGGUAUGUUACUGUGCUAGAAUCAUAGGGUCCAUGCGUACUGGAUGCCAAUAUUUUCCUUUCAGUGACUUGUUACUACCACUGUGAAAAAAUUCUGCUUAUCUAUUUGUGUAUGUUGCACAUUUGGAAUUCAAAGAACACUGCUAAGUAAGAUGUUAUACAUGGUCUACAUUGUUAUUCUACUUGUAUAGUCUUCAUUUUUAUUAUUAUUGUAGUAUUAAUCCUGGCAUUACUAGAAGAGGUUAGGUAUUAGUAAAGCUAAGUUAAUUGCAAUUAAAAUAUUUCACAGCCAGGUCUUUGUAUCUUGUCUUUCACGACAGUAUAGACUAUGCUGGGGCUUUUGACAUCUUCUUUUAAAUGAAGUUGAAAAAUUUAACAUUUGUAUAUAGUAGUAUUCUUAUACCAAUUCCAAGGAAGUCACAACUACAAAAAAAAAAGGGUUUAUUUUGAGUAAUGAGUAAAACAGUUUUAAGUUUUGUCGAUUUAAAAAAUAUUCUGAGAAACAAAACAUGUACUGAAGAGAAGCUUUAUUUUUUUAUUGUUUUAAAAGUAUUUGAAGAUUAAUAUAUUAUUUGAUGUUAUUUAUAUUGUAUGGCAUAUUGCUUUGCAUUAAGUUUUGAAUUUUUGAAAAAUAAGACUAACAAAUUACCAAAAAUAUUUGCUCUCAUUAACAAAAAAAAAAAAAAAAGUUCCAACUCUGCAGGAAAAUUUAGCAAGUAAUCUGUUGCCCUGGUGUGUGUGUGUGUGUGUUUUGCAUUUGCAAUUGUUUUGUUCUUUUACAUGGUUCAUUUUUAAGUUGAUACAUUUUGUUUAUUUAAUGUUUGUGCCUCUCGAUUUGACAAAAAGGGAAAUAUGACUGUUGGUUUAUAGUUGUAACCUCCAAGAAUUUAGUGCCUGAAGUGCAACAGUAAGCUUUUGAAAUCAUGAUAGUAGGAUAUUGCUUAUUUACCUGUUAAUCUUAAACCAGUUAAUGCACCAGGACUUACCUGUUAAUCACAGUAAGUCAUAAGUAGUAAUACAUAGUGGUUUUAAAGAUUAAUAAGUAAAAUGCAGUAUAUACUGUACAGCAAACAAAUUAGAGAUAAAUUGGACCUUGCUGUAAUUUUUGAAAGCAUUUAACAUUAAUGCAGUGGAAACAAAAUAUAUAAUUGCUUUCUGUGUGUGUGUACAUAUUUACUGUGUAUGUAUGUGCCUUUAUAAAAUGUGUGUGUGUAUAUAAUAUAUAUGUAUGUCUGUAUAGAUGUAUUUGGGGGGGGGGGGGUGUUGAAUCUGUAUUGAUAAAUUGUGUAUAAUAAAUACUCUGUAUGUAUAUAUAUAUAUCUAUAUUUAAACACAAAGACAUUGCAGCUUUUUUAACCUCUGAACUUGGUAUAAAUUAUUCAUUUUUCUUUCUUUUUAACUUCUAAUUUAGUUAAUGACUACUGAUUGCAGGAAGCAUCAUAUCCCUGUCAUGGUUACAGUGGCAUUUGUAAUAUGACUUUCUACUGUUAUAUUGGUGUUAAUGGUUUUGUAGAACUUCUCUGUCGAAGGACUGGUAUUUUUUUUUUUUUCUGCUGCUGCUAUAACAUGAAACUCAUGUUCUCAUUAGCCGGAUGUUUGUGUAUAUAAGUGUGUGUGUGUGUGUGUGUGUGUAUGUGUAUAUAUAUUGCUGUAUAUAGUAUACUAUAAUUUCAGAGGCAUUCAAAAUGUUCAAGUGCUUUUUACUUACAAAGCUGUUUCUAAUAACUAUAUAUA
Molecule: messenger RNA, 4438 nt
Organism: Erpetoichthys calabaricus (reedfish)
Lineage: Eukaryota; Metazoa; Chordata; Cladistia; Polypteriformes; Polypteridae
Gene: atmin
Product: ATM interactor
Exons: 4
Coding region: 50-2380 (776 amino acids)
Biological process (GO): regulation of transcription by RNA polymerase II
Cellular component (GO): nucleus
Molecular function (GO): transcription cis-regulatory region binding; DNA-binding transcription factor activity, RNA polymerase II-specific
Source: RefSeq, a predicted model, not a curated record